AGCCCACUGGUAGAAAGACGAGGAGUGCGGCUGUCUUUCUGGGACGUAUUUGCAAUUGGAGCUUUGCUGUUGUUUAUGCCACUGGACAGCAAAGUUGACGGGUCUGCCAAGAUUCUGAGGUACUCCUCUCCAGAAUUUUCUUGCUCUUACAUGGUAACAGAGAGCUGAAGAAAAGAGUGGUGACGAGAGGUACAGGCGCGCGCACAGCACAGCUGAUCUGAGGUCAAAGGUCAGAGGGUGGUGAGAGAGGUGAACUGCAUGGACAGGGAGGCAGCUUUAAGCCCACGGCAGGCAGGCGGGAAGGGAGAAGUGAAGAUGGCAGUCUGGAUCCAGGCUCAGCAGCUGCAGGGGGAUGCUCUGCACCAGAUGCAGUCCCUCUACGGCCAGCACUUCCCCAUCGAGGUCCGACACUACCUGGCCCAGUGGAUAGAGGGACAGCUCUGGGACGCGGUGGACCUGGAGAACCCCCAGGAGGAGUUCAAGGCCAAGCGGCUGCUGGACAGCCUGAUCCAGGAGCUGCAGAAGAAGGCCGACCACCAGGUGGGCGAGGACGGCUUCCUGCUCAAGAUCAAACUCGGCCACUACGCCACGCAACUCAAGAACACGUAUGACUGCUGUCCUCUGGAGCUGGUCCGAUGCAUACGCCACAUCCUCUACACCGAACAGAGACUGGUCAGAGAGGCCACCAAUUCGAGCUCCCCGGUGAGUGGGCUGAUGGACAGCAUGUCCCAGAAGUAUCAGCAGAUCAACCAGCUGUUUGACGAGCUGCGGGUGAUGACCCAAGACACGGAGAACGACCUGCGCAAGCUGCAGCACAACCAGGAGUACUUCAUCAUCCAGUACCAGGAGAGCCUGCGCAUACAGGCCCAGCUGAGUAGCCUGGCGUCUCUGCCCCCCGCGGACAGGCAGCUGCGUGAGCCGGCGCUGCUCAGCAAGAGGGCCACCGUGGAGGGCUGGCUCACCCGCGAGGCCAACACACUGCAGAAAUACAGACUGGACUUGGCUGAGAAGCACCAAAAGACGCUGGUGAUGUUGCGCAAGCAGCAGACGGUGAUCCUGGACGACGAGCUGAUCCAGUGGAAGAGGAGGCAGCAGCUCGCCGGCAACGGAGGACCAGCGGAGGGGGGACUAGACAUACUACAGUCAUGGUGUGAGAAGCUGGCCGAGACCAUUUGGCAGAACCGUCAGCAGAUCCGGCGCGCGGAGCACCUGAGACAGCAGCUGCCCAUCCCCGGGCCCAUAGAGGAGCUUCUCACCGAGCUGAACAGCACCAUCACAGACAUCAUAUCCUCACUCGUCACCAGCACCUUCAUCAUUGAGAAGCAGCCUCCCCAGGUGCUGAAGACCCAGACCAAGUUUGCGGCCACGGUGCGGCUACUGGUGGGGGGCAAGCUGAACGUGCACAUGAACCCCCCGCAGGUCAAGGCCACCAUCAUCAGCGAAGGGCAGGCCAAGGCCCUGCUCAAGAACGAGAACACCCGCAAUGAUUGCAGUGGAGAGAUCCUCAACAACAAUUGCGUGAUGGAGUACCACCAGACCACGGGCACCCUCAGCGCCCACUUCAGAAACAUGUCCCUGAAGCGGAUCAAGCGUUCGGACCGCAGGGGCGCCGAAUCGGUGACGGAGGAGAAGUUCACCAUCCUGUUUGAGUCGCAGUUCAGCGUGGGCGGCAACGAGCUGGUUUUCCAGGUCAAGACUCUGUCUCUACCUGUGGUGGUCAUCGUGCACGGGAGCCAGGACAACAACGCCACGGCAACAGUGCUGUGGGACAACGCUUUUGCCGAGCCGGGAAGGGUGCCCUUUAUCGUGCCUGACAAGGUGCUGUGGUCGCAGCUGUGUGAGGCCCUGAACAUGAAGUACAAGGCGGAGGUGCAGAGUACCAGGGGACUGUCGGAGGAGAACCUGGUCUUCCUGGCCCAGAAGGCCUUCAGCAGCUCCAGCAUCAACCCAGAGGACUACCGCAACAUCGCCAUGACAUGGAGCCAGUUUAACAGGGAAAGUCUACAGAUGAGGAACUUCACGUUCUGGCAGUGGUUCGAUGGAGUCAUGGAGCUCACAAAGAAACACCUGAAGCCACAUUGGAAUGAUGGUGCGAUUCUGGGCUUUGUGAAUAAGCACCAGGCCCAGGACAUGCUGAUGUCGAAGCCCAACGGCACCUUCCUGCUGCGCUUCAGCGACUCAGAGAUAGGGGGCGUCACCAUCGCAUGGGUGGCAGAGAACCCCAACAAAGCAGGAGAGCGAAUGGUGUGGAAUCUCAUGCCCUACACCAGCAAAGACUUCUCCAUUCGCUCGCUGGCCGACCGGAUCAGCGACCUCAACCAUUUGCUCUACCUCUACCCCGACCGGCCCAAGGACGAGGUCUUCUCCAAAUACUACACACCACCUCUGUCUAAAGCAGUGGAUGGAUAUGUCAAACCUCAAAUCAAACAAGUCGUACCAGAAUUCACAACAGCCAACGCAGACCCCACAGCAGUGGGGAACCCAACCUACAUGGAUCAUGCCGCAUCACCUGCUGUUCCUCAUCCACACAACUAUGGCAUCUACCCACCUAUGAGUGACCCCAUGCUGGAUACGGACGGCGAUUUCGACCUGGACGACACCAUGGAUGUGGCACGGCACGUCGAAGAGCUGCUCCGCCGGCCGAUGGAGAGCCAAUGGAGUGGCCAGCAGUCCUGACCCGCUCACCUUUGACCCCUUUACCUCGGCCACACCCCCUCAUCCCCCAACUGGCCCCACCCUACUCUCUUGAAGCCCUGUCCACCCGGUCCAGGAAUCCUCUCUCUCUCGCACGCACUCUCUCUCUCUCUCUCUCUGUUCUUGCUGUCCUCUCUCAGUUCUCUCUCGCGUGCACUCUUGCUCUCACUCUCUCUUUCCCUUUCUCUGUCUCUCCCCCUCUCUCUGUGCAGUAGCUACAGCACAUUGUGAAAUGUUGAUAAUGGUUGUGAAAUGGUUCUUUCAUUUUUUUCACUUCUUCUCAUUCUCUCUCUCUCUCUCUCUCUCUCUCUCUCUCUCUCUCGCUUUUUAUUGUGGCAUGCUGGCUGCCCGUGUGUCUCUCUGGUUGGCUAACCAGACACACUAAACCUGGAGAAGGCACGACGCUUCAACACAAAAACAGCACAGUGGUACUAAAAAUGCUGAAACUGGUCCGUGUGCUUUUACGCAAGACUGGUGACACAUGAUGGUGUCGAGAGGAAGACCCAAACAAGCACUUGCAUGUGUUUUCUUUUCAUUUUGCAUUACUGUCAGUGACUAAAGAAAAAUAAUCGUGCAUUUGGCUUUGCACCAGAAAUGUACCUCUUUUUUUUCCUUCUUUUUUUGUUUUUAGUUUCUUUUACCUUUCCUCUGAAUCAACGUGUGGUGCACUCAUAAUAGUCGCUGUCUGCUGACAAGGUCUUGUGAAAGAUGGCCAAAAAGUGUGAAGUGCGCGCACAUCCCAAGAAAGCUAAUUGCUGUGGGUGCAAAUAUAAAAUAACGCAAAAGGGGAAAAAAACCCAAAAAAUAUUCACACACCACAAAAAGCUCCCUUUGAGGUGAUUUAAUGUGAAAAUGGCACAACAUUUCAACCUACAUGGUCUUCGUCACCUGACGUUGUGCCAUUUUCACAGUAAAUCACGACAAGGGAGCUUUUUGUGGUGCAAAUAUUUUUUCUCUUUUUCCCCCUUGUGAAAGAUGGCAUCAGACCUGCUUGGAGAGUGUCUAUGACAAUGUCUGUGAUUAUUGUCUCCACACACACACACGCACACACACACACAUGCAAACACACAUUAACACACAAUUUCUCACGCUAUCUAUCUGUCUGCCCAGAGGGCUAUCUGUGUGCGUCUGUUGACUCUGUGUAAGCUCAAAUAUUUUAUUAUGUCUGUCCAGGAGUCCUUAACUCUAGGUCAACAACACCUUCUCUCUUAUCUCUCCACUGGUCCUGUGUGACCUCCGCUGCUUGCCGUACAAUAGUCACUGUGACUGGACAACCAGGUCCUUGCUAGUACUGCAUGAGAGUUAAAGACAGGUGGGAGUUUUGGUGCAAAUAUUAUUAGAAAUCAACAGUGAAUGUGACUGCCACUUACACACAUUCACCACUGAAGGUCUAUGUCCUGCAUGUGUGAUCUUGAUGAUGGCGUUACAAUGUCGAUGCUGUAGCAGCAGGUGUUGAAGGUGCACUGAGUAGGAUGGUGGCCAGAGAAGGUAUUGACAGACUAUGCUCCUCAUUGAAACGGUGCUGUCUAUUGCCAAAUUUGAUAUUUUCAUUAAUAUUUACUAAACAAUGAAUUGAUAUUUACUAGUAUGACCAAAGUACAGUGAAGUUAAAAAUGACUAUUUCUGGACAUUCAAAUUGGCGGACAAUGGAGAAGUUCCCCCUUUUCAUGUAAGAAAAGUGCAAUUGUCCCAGUCACAAUGAAUACUUAAAAUGUGAUUUCGGCGGUGAGUAUUAAUGAAAAAGUUAACAUUUAUGAAUGAGCAGUAUGAAUUCUGGAAAUAAAUGACUAAAACAUACUACACAGUGCACCUUUAAAGGGACACUGUGUGAGAUUUUUAGUUGUUUAUUUCCAGAAUUCAUGCUGCCCAUUCACUAAUGUUACCUUUUUCAUGC
Molecule: messenger RNA, 4588 nt
Organism: Engraulis encrasicolus (European anchovy)
Lineage: Eukaryota; Metazoa; Chordata; Actinopteri; Clupeiformes; Engraulidae
Product: signal transducer and activator of transcription 5B-like
Exons: 21
Coding region: 259-2676 (805 amino acids)
Biological process (GO): regulation of transcription by RNA polymerase II; cytokine-mediated signaling pathway; cell surface receptor signaling pathway via JAK-STAT
Molecular function (GO): RNA polymerase II cis-regulatory region sequence-specific DNA binding; DNA-binding transcription factor activity, RNA polymerase II-specific
Source: RefSeq, a predicted model, not a curated record